Molecule: messenger RNA, 4084 nt
Organism: Ceratina calcarata
Lineage: Eukaryota; Metazoa; Arthropoda; Insecta; Hymenoptera; Apidae
Product: excitatory amino acid transporter 1
Exons: 10
Coding region: 758-2266 (502 amino acids)
Biological process (GO): L-glutamate transmembrane transport
Cellular component (GO): plasma membrane
Molecular function (GO): L-glutamate transmembrane transporter activity; neutral L-amino acid transmembrane transporter activity; glutamate:sodium symporter activity
Source: RefSeq, a predicted model, not a curated record
UCUAGCUGCGGCACAGUCCCGCGACUGUCAUCGCACGGUAUACACGAAACCGCGAUAUAACGUAUGGAUCGCCGUGUUCGCACAUCUCUCCCGUAUUCUCUCUAGUUCGACUCGAAACGAAUUUGUUAACAAACGAUUCAACGGUAAAUAAAUACACGCUGUUCACGUGAAUAGGUCUCGCGAAAGCUGCGUACUUAUUGUGCAGAAGUGUUUGGUUUCUCAGAGAUUGAAAACGACGGCUGUGGAAAUCGUUCCAGACCAAGGGAGAGCGCAAAGAUCUACACGGUGAAUCAUCAAGGAUUCAGUGUUGUUAUCAUUUAAUCCCGUUACAAAAAAGAGAUACCGGAGGAAGAGGAUCUUUAUCGUGGAAGGAAGGAAGGAAGGGAUCGGCCAGCAGGCAGGAAGAGAUCGUCGUAGGGGGAUCGCCAUAGCUAAUCGUACCACCCAAGGUGGCACAGAUUGAGAGCUCUAUCAGCACACAUCCUCUCCUGGGCACCCAUCACCCGAUACGUGAGCACGUAACCACCGGAAGAAGCCAGCACCGUGGUCGAUCAACGGAUCACCGGAUCAAUCCCUUUCGAGCCUCUCGACCUCUCCUGCUCGUUCGCACCGCCUUCCCUUCCCCAUCGGGGGCGCGACAUACACAGCAGCCGCUUCCGGCUAACCGGAAGUGACGCUCUAUGCGAACGGGUGACCACCGUCUUUUGUCGGGAUACCAAUACCACGCAAACGUAAACCAGCACAUCAAACGGUCACCAUGGAAGUCGCCACUGAACUGUCUCCGUUGUCAGGAUCGGACACACAAUGCAAGAUCACCGAGCGGACGUCGUAUUAUCCUCAGGAGCCGAACAAGAGGCCGAAGACCAGACAGGAAAAGGUCCGAGCCUGUCUCAAACACAAUGCCUUGACGAUGUUAACUGUCGCCGGUGUGUUCGGUGGCGUGAUCCUAGGUAUCAUCCUGAGGAACGUCAGGACGCAGGGAUGGUCGGCGCGCGAGAUCAUGUACAUCAAUUACAUCGGAGACCUGUUCCUGAGGAUGUUGAAGAGCUUGAUCUUGCCGUUGAUCAUAUCCAGCUUAGUCUCGGCCAUUGGCUCGCUGGAUUUAUCACUCAGCGGCAAGAUCGGCGCGCGAGCUAUAGUCUAUUAUAUGACGACCACUGUCAGUGCCGUUGUGUUAGGUAUAAUUCUGGUGAUCAGUAUUCAACCGGGUGUGGGAAACAAUCCCCAGACUAAAAUGAAGGGGAAACCUCAGAACGUUUCAACCAUCGACACUCUAAUGGAUUUGAUCAGAAACAUGUUCCCACCGAAUCUCGUGGAGGCGUGCAUUUCUCAACACAGAACGGAAAUGCAGAAACCCGAGAACAGUUCAAUAGUUAACAUGGAUUACUGGGAACCGGUGCAGAAGAGCGUUUCCGGUACGAACAUCAUGGGGCUAGUAGUCUUUGCGACUGUGUUAGGAAUAACUUUGGGAAAAAUGGAACAACAGGGUAAACCGCUUCUCCUCUUCUUCGAGUCCUUGUCCUCUGCUAUGAUGUUAAUAACUCACUGGGUGAUCUGGCUGUCUCCUUUGGGUGUACUCUUUCUGGUAGCUGCCAAGAUCACCGAGAUGCAAUCGCUGGAUCAAGUAGUCGCUCAGCUAGGAAUGUAUUUCCUCACAGUCCUUAUCGGUCUCUUUAUUCACGGUUUCAUCGUGUUACCUCUAUUAUAUUUCGUGAUAACGAGGAAGAAUCCUUACGUGUACAUCUCGAACCUGGCCCAGGCGUUGGUCACCGCGUUCGGAACUUCUUCCAGUUCAGCCACUCUCCCAGUUGCAAUCAAUUGCUUAGAAGAAGGAAACAACAUCGAUCCACGGAUCACCAGAUUCGUUUUACCGAUCGGUGCUACUAUUAACAUGGAUGGUACCGCGUUGUAUGAAGCAGUAGCUGCGAUUUUCAUCGCCCAAGUGCGUCAAGUUAGCCUCAGCUUCGGGCAGCUGGUAGCGGUCAGCAUCACGGCGACUGCUGCAAGUAUUGGGGCCGCUGGUAUCCCACAGGCAGGUCUUGUGACGAUGGUGAUGGUACUGGAGACGGUUCGACUCCCGGCCGACGAUGUCUUCUUGGUCAUUGCCGUUGAUUGGUUACUAGAUCGCUGCAGGACAACGGUGAACGUGGUGGGUGACUCUCUCGGAGCAGGGAUCGUGAACCAUCUGAGCAGGAACGAGCUAAACGCGAUGCAGCACAACACGCAACCCCAAAACGGCGCCGACCACGGCACAACGUCUAUAUGAGAUCGAUAAUGAUUGUUAUCUCGAUUGAUAAUUCCUAAACGCUGUCGACGGCGAUCAGCGUCCGCUUUCUUCUUCAACACUUUGUUCGCUAUGUCGCACAUUCUAAUCGAAGAGCCAUCGAGGUCUUUGACGAAGUUCAAGCAUAAUAAUUAGAUUACGGGUUUCGAUGCAUUUAUAAUUGUGCUGAAUUUUGAACAAUGCGCCUGUCAGUAUGAAAAAAUAAUUGAAGGAACGUGCAUGCUACGAAUUUCAUUCCUUAGUAUUCGAAAUGUUUCAUUUUGCAUAGAAAUCCGCAAUCUAAUUAUGAUCCUCCGAGAGCUGCGAUAAUAGCGCGCGCGUAGCUACUAUACUCUUGUAGAUUUUCCAUCCUUGGAAAAAGGGUUUGCCGUUAUAUAUAUUUUGUAUGUGAAACCGGUGAGUACCAGAUUCGUUCGAUCAAAGUACAAAGGUAAUUGUGGAAUGAUCUGAUCAUGUUUUAAUGGUCGUCCUAAGUUGAUGUAAGUUCAAUUUAAAUGGUACGAGAUCCGUUUGUUCAAGUUCGAACGUACGAGAAGCGAAAAACACGAUUCCUCUCGUCGAUUAAUUGCGUGCCAUAUACUUUAAAGUGUUAAACAAUACAAAUGUGUAGCGUGCUAUUUUCUUCCUGAAAACAGGUUUCCCUCUUUAUUUACAUCCCUCAAACGGUAUGAUGAACGUGUAACUGCCCGAGUGUUCUAAUUUAUUCGAAAAGUGUUCCGUUUUGUUUUUUUUUUACUCCCGAACUCGUUCACGGCGAAACAUCGUUCUCUUCUCGUGAAGUAAAAGCUAAUAUUCUAUUCCAGAAGCAUUUCACGUGUCGCUGUCUUUUAAAAAUAAGCGACAUAUUUAUACUUACAUAGAAAAUAUGUAUCUGAGCAUAUAUAUGUAUAAAUAUAGUUGAGACGUGUAAAAUCCCGGUGUUACAUGAUUAUUUUAGCUACUAUUUACAUCUUAAUCUUUGUCUUCCAUUAUAAUCUUUUUCUAAAAAAUGUUAGCGAUAAUACAGAAACAUUCAUAACUGUGUUCAAUUUCCUAUAGAUUGUAAAGGGUGCAGAAGAGAAGUUGUUUCAAGUUGAUUCAGAUUAGCGAUUUAAAAAGCCAGUGACAGUAUUGUUGUGAUGCCUCACUGCAAUAGACGAAGAAGUUCAAAUUUGUUAAAAAGUAAAUCAAUAUACUUUGUUACUUUUUAAGAUCGGACAGAAAAAUUAUUAACGAUACAUUAUCACGUUUAUACGGUUACAUUGGUGCAUGCAAUGAGUGUAACUGAUUAGUCAAUCUAUUAGGUCCUUUCAUAGAAGUUUAUAAAAAAAUUAAAUAUGAUUAAAAAAAAGUAUGUUUAAUGUACUAAUUACGUGCAUGAUUUGGACCGUUUAUUAUUGAUUGACUUAUGAAACGACCUAAUAUACACUUUUAACUUACUCAUUGUUUUAUGUAUUAGGUGUAACUUAAGUUAAUUGAACUUUGUUCAUUUUUAAUAUCGAAAAUAAAUUUGUAAAUCACUGACAAAAAUCUGAUUGAUAUGGAAAAGUACUUCUCGAUUGUUAAAAAGGGAAGAUCGACGUAGAAAAAAUGAUUUAACGAUGGAACAACGUUAUAACGUAAAAAUGUUUUUAAUGUUAAGGCAUGAUUAAAACUAAUACUCAUAUCCUAUCGUAAUUAAUCCCGUGAAUAAAUAUAAUGUACAGUUAUCACUUUGCAAUCGAAUUUCGUCAGUAGAAUUUCUGUACAUGUACGUAUUUAAAUAAUUGCCAUAGUUGCUUAAAAAGAAAUAUACUGUAUAAUAUUUAUUUGUACAAUAAA